AUGACAGCUACGAAAAGCGACAUCGCCCCUGGAAGACGAGACAUAGAAGAGAAUAGCUGUAAAUCUGAGAAAAAAAACAUUCGUGCAGCAAUACAGAGUUAUAGUGCAAGUCAGAUUGAAGAUUUCAUAUCACCUCUGCCUUUUAUAUUCAAUGCAAGGGCCACAUCGCCUUCCUGGACCACACGUCUCCCUGGGCCAUAUCCCUUGGCCCGCAUCGCCCUCCUUUACCACCUCUCCCUGGACCGCAUCUCCAUCCAAGACGGCCAAUUCUCCAUGGACCACCUCUCCCUUGUCCACCUCUCGCUCGGCCACCUCUCCGCCCUGGACCACAUCCCUCUGGCCACACUUCCCUGGCCAAAAUUCUUCCCCCCUGACCACACUUCCCUGGCCAAAGUCUCUCCCUCUGGGCCACACUUCCCUGGCCAAAGUCUCUCCCCCCGGACCACACUUCCCUGGCCAAAGUCUCUCCCCGCGGACCACACUUCCCUGGCCAAAAUCCCUCCCCGCGGACCACACUUCCCUGGCCAAAAUCCCUCCCCCCGGACCACACUUCCCUGGCCAAUGUCUCUCCCCGCGGACCACACUUCCCUGGCCAAAGUCUCUCCCUCUGGGCCACACUUCCCUGGCCAAAGUCUCUCCCCCCAGACCACACUUCCCUGGCCAAAGUCUCUCCCUCUGGGCCACACUUCCCUGGCCAAAGUCUCUUCCCCCGGACCACACUUCCCUGGCCAAAGUCUCUCCCUCUGGGCCACACUUCCCUGGCCAAAGUCUCUCCCCGCGGACCACACUUCCCUGGCCAAAGUCUCUCCCCCCGGACCACACUUCCCUGGCCAAAGUCUCUCCCUCUGGGCCACACUUCCCUGGCCAAAGUCUAUCCCCGCGGACCACACUUCCCUGGCCAAAGUCUCUCCCCCCGGACCACACUUCCCUGGCCAAAGUCUCUCCCUCUGGGCCACACUCCCCUGGCCAAAGUCUCUCCCUCUGGGCCACACUUCCCUGGCCAAAGUCUCUCCCUCUGGGCCACACUUCCCUGGCCAAAGUCUCUCCCUCUGGGCCACACUUCCCUGGCCAAAGUCUCUCCCUCUGGGCCACACUUCAAUGGCCAAAGUCUCUCCCCCCAGACCACACUUCCCUGGCCAAAGUCUCUCCCUCUGGGCCACACUUCCCUGGCCAAAGUCUCUCCCCCCGGACCACACUUCCCUGGCCAAAGUCUCUCCCUCUGGGCCACACUUCCCUGGCCAAAGUCUCUCCCCCCGGACCACACUUCCCUGGCCAAAGUCUCUCCCCCCAGACCACACUUCCCUGGCCAAAGUCUCUCCCCCCAGACCACACUUCCCUGGCCAAAGUCUCUCCCUCUGGGCCACACUUCCCUGGCCAAAGUCUCUCCCCCCAGACCACACUUCCCUGGCCAAAGUCUCUCCCUCUGGGCCACACUUCCCUGGCCAAAGUCUCUCCCUCUGGGCCACACUUCCCUGGCCAAAGUCUCUCCCUCUGGGUCACACUUCCCUGGCCAAAGUCUCUCCCCCUGGACCACACUUCCCUGGCCAAAGUCUCUCCCUCUGGGCCACACUUCCCUGGCCAAAGUCUCUCCCCCCGGACCACACUUCCCUGGCCAAAGUCUCUCCCUCUGGGCCACACUUCCCUGGCCAAAGUCUCUCCCUCUGGGCCACACUUCCCUGGCCAAAAUCUCUCCCCCCAGACCACACUUCCCUGGCCAAAGUCUCUCCCUCUGGGCCACACUUCCCUGGCCAAAGUCUCUCCCCCCGGACCACACUUCCCUGGCCAAAGUCUCUCCCUCUGGGCCACACUUCCCUGGCCAAAAUCUCUCCCUCUGGGCCACACUUCCCUGGCCAAAGUCUCUCCCUCUGGGUCACACUUCCCUGGCCAAAGUCUCUCCCCCCGGACCACACUUCCCUGGCCAAAGUCUCUCCCUCUGGGCCACACUUCCCUGGCCAAAAUCUCUCCCUCUGGGCCACACUUCCCUGGCCAAAGUCUCUCCCUCUGGGCCACACUUCCCUGGCCAAAAUCUGUCCCCUGGACCACACUUCCCUGGCCAAAGUCUCUCCCUCUAGGCCACACUGCCCUGGCCAAAGUCUCUCCCUCUGGGCCACACUUCCCUGGCCAAAGUCUCUCCCUCUGGGCCACACUUCCCUGGCCACCCCACCCUGGCAUCUCCACUUCGGCCCAAGGUUUAACCAUUUCCAAAACCUACAGCGAUUGCGGAAUAUUGUCCCUGGCUUUAGGAUAUGA
This is a messenger RNA of Penaeus indicus, 2250 nucleotides long. RefSeq names its product formin-2-like. The transcript has 4 exons. The coding region runs from base 1 to 2250 and encodes 749 amino acids. NCBI's taxonomy places the organism in Eukaryota, Metazoa, Arthropoda, Malacostraca, Decapoda, Penaeidae. The record is from RefSeq and is a predicted model, not a curated record.